AUGAAACUUAUAGCAGCAUUUUGCCUUUUGGCGCUGUUUGGUUUAACCAAUGCCGAUAUUCAAGCAGACAAGCUUUACGAGUUGCUAAAAGCAAAAAGAUCAAGAAACUCGCCUGUUGUUAAUACAUGGUCAGCAACAGAUGAAGCUACGAACGAAUACUCUCCAGUUUACAUUCCACCUCAAGAUGGUCUUGCAGAACAAGACAAGAUUGGGUCAUUGCCUGGUCAACCAUCAGGCGUUGACUUUAAUCAGUAUUCUGGAUAUGUUACUGUUAAUCCAACUGCUGGCAGAGCUCUUUUCUAUUAUUUUGUCGAGUCUCCCACCGAUUCUUCGAAUAAACCCUUGGUUUUAUGGCUUAAUGGAGGACCAGGAUGUUCGUCCAUGAUUGGAGCCAUGUCGGAAUUAGGACCUUUCAGAAUCACUAAUGAUGGAAAAAGUCUCUUCAGAAAUGACUAUGCAUGGAGCAAUGUUGCAAAUAUGCUGUUUCUGGAGUCUCCAGCUGGAGUAGGCUUCUCGUAUUCCAACACGACGUCUGAUUAUGAUCAUGCUGGUGACAAGAACACUGCAGAUGAUGCUUACAUUUUUAUCGUAAACUGGCUUGAGAGAUUCCCUCAAUACAAAACUCGUGAUUUUUACAUUACUGGAGAAAGCUACGCUGGACAUUAUGUUCCUCAACUUGCUUUAAACAUCGUUUUUAACAACAAGAAAACAAACCAAACCAUCGUCAACAUCAAAGGCAUCGCUAUAGGAAAUGCAUGGAUUGAUGAUGAAACGAGUGAGAAAGGUAUGUACGAUUAUUGGUGGACACAUGCUGUAAAUUCAGAUGCGACACAUGAUGCGAUUUUGAAAUACUGUGACUUUGCGAACGAAACUUCGACUGAUAUGUGUGACAAAAGUACCGAUAAAGCAUGGGAUGAAAUGGGAAAUGUCGAUAUAUACAACAUCUAUGCGCCAAUUUGCUUGAACCCUGAUCUAAGGAAUGCUUCUACCACUGGUUCUAUUAACGAUUUUGAUCCAUGCUGGCAAUAUACCCUUGUAAACUAUCUCAAUAACUCUGCUGUGCAAAAGGAAUUACAUGUGAAACCGACAUCAUGGGAUGUAUGCAGUGAUGUUAUCCCGGGAUGGAAUGACAGUCCAGUUACCAUCCUGCCGACAAUCAAGUAUCUGAUUGAAAACGGCCAACGGAUAUGGGUAUUCAGUGGGGAUACAGAUGCUAGAGUUCCGAUUACUUCUUCUAGGUACUCAGUCAACGCACUCAAUCUUCCUAUCGUGACAGCUUGGAGACCAUGGUACCUCAACAAGGAGGUUGGAGGGUAUUUGGAGGCAUACCAAGGACUGCUUUUGAUAACUGUUAGGGGUGCAGGCCAUACGGUUCCAAGCUACCAGCCGGAGCGAGCAUUGACCUUGUUCUCAUCGUUCCUUGGAGGAAUGCUUCCUCCAUCUUCAUAA
Molecule: messenger RNA, 1449 nt
Organism: Lactuca saligna
Lineage: Eukaryota; Viridiplantae; Streptophyta; Magnoliopsida; Asterales; Asteraceae
Source: the annotation of a GenBank genome assembly